Molecule: messenger RNA, 1945 nt
Organism: Chenopodium quinoa (quinoa)
Lineage: Eukaryota; Viridiplantae; Streptophyta; Magnoliopsida; Caryophyllales; Amaranthaceae
Product: protein-tyrosine-phosphatase PTP1-like
Exons: 9
Coding region: 426-1466 (346 amino acids)
Biological process (GO): protein dephosphorylation
Molecular function (GO): protein tyrosine phosphatase activity
Source: RefSeq, a predicted model, not a curated record
UCACCAUGAUGUUAGCUUAGCUUAACUAGUACUCCUAGACUUCUAGUACUCGUUAUUAAUUAGCCAACUAUGUUAACCUCCUUUUUCACAAAAAAAAAAUGGUUCAAAAAGCACACACCAAACACCCUACAACACCCAUACAAUAAUUUCCCACCAUAACACCAAAUCCACCAACACAAAAAUCAAAACAAAAAGAAAAGAGUGCGAAAUCAAAUUGACCCACAUAAAUAGAUAAUCUAUCUCUUUCGAAAAUCUGUCUUCCAAAUCACAAUUUUACAGGAACAACAGCUCACACUGUCUAAAAUUUUCAGACUUCCCAGAAAAAAAAAAAAAAAAAAAAAACCCAACAAAUUUGAUCUUUUCUCAUAUUCUCAACAACGGGGAACUCUGUUUCAUCCCGGAUUUGCUUCCGGAAAAAACCCAAAAUGUCUGCUUCUUCUCCAAAACCUGCUUCACUUUCUCUUCAUUCUUCUUCUUCACCAUCUCCUCUUCCUCCUCAAUCUGUCGAUUUUUCAGAACAUUCCCCUGUUUUUUCUCUAUCUUCUGACCAGUUUCAUAACUGUUCUCGUGCUCUUGACCUCUUCAAACAAAAAUUGGACAAUACCCAACUCAUUCAACGCGAGUUCGAUUCUCUUCAGGACAAAAGAAUCAGAUCAUCUGACAUGACAAAACUAUGUAGGGUGGCCCUUGACCCUGUAAAUUUGAGCAAAAACCGCUAUACUGAUGUUAUACCAUUUGACAGCAGCAGAGUCGUUUUGACCUCAUGUAAGGACUAUAGACCAUCAGCCAAGGGUUACAUUAAUGCAAGCUUUAUAAAAACACCAGCAGAAGGUGCUGCUCAGUUUAUAGCCACACAAGGUCCAUUGUCACAUACAUUUGAAGAUUUCUGGGAAAUGGUGUUGCAGAAUCGCUGCCCUGCGAUUGUGAUGCUAACACGGCUGGUUGACAAUUACAAGACGUUAAAGUGUGGUGAUUAUUUUCAAGCAGAGGAUGGACCUCGGGAAUUUGGUAACAUAUCAAUUGUCACAAAAUGGAUCAAGACAACUGGGAGCUCUUUAAUUUUGCGACAUUUGGAAGUGACCAAGGCAGAGUCGGAAGAGGCACCAUUGUCUGUUUUUCAUAUUCAGUAUCCUGAAUGGCCUGAUCAUGGUGUUCCCAAGGACUCAGUAGCUGUUAGAGAGAUUUUUAAAAGAACGUAUCAGCUGCCACCUGGUUUAGGGCCUUUAGUGGUACAUUGCAGUGCUGGAAUUGGUCGCACAGGAACAUACUGCACCAUUCAUGACACACUCCAAAGGAUUCUUGCUGGAGAUAUGUCUGCCUUAGAUUUGGCCAAUACUGUUGAGAUUUUUAGAUCUCAGCGAGUUGGAAUGGUUCAAACACUGGAUCAAUACUACUUCUGCUACAAGGUGGUGGUUGAUGAAUUGGAGGAGCUGAUAUUAGGGUACAAUCCUGAAAAAAGUGCUUGAUGCUCAGAAUAAUGCUAUUGCAGACUCUGCAGGAUCGAUCCUGUCCUUUUUAUUUGGUUGCUUCAUUGCUGCAGCAAGACUGGCGCAGGAGCAAUAGAGCAGCAGUGACUUCUCAAUGUAAUUAUUCAAACAUGGAUAUUUACAGAAGGAAGAAUGAAGAUUGCUUGAUGUGCAACGUAACACUGAUCAAACUGUAUUCAGAGUUUCUGUUUUUUUAAUCCCUGGUAGCACCAACCUUGGAAAUUCGGAUUCUUCUGUACAUUUAAUUCCUGUUAUUGUACUUGUAUCCAUACUAAUUAAGUAUAUAGCUAUUAUUGUACUUGUAUUGGUACAUUUAACCUGGGAAAGACAUUUUUUAAGUUAAAUUGCCAAAAAAAAAAGACAUUUUUUAAGUUUAUUGUUGAGAGUUUGUGACGAUGCUUGUUUUUCUCGAAUUUUUAUAAUCCCCCAACCCAAACGAAUAUUAUUGGAAGUGUAUA